Molecule: messenger RNA, 5190 nt
Organism: Alosa alosa (allis shad)
Lineage: Eukaryota; Metazoa; Chordata; Actinopteri; Clupeiformes; Clupeidae
Gene: ppp1r10
Product: protein phosphatase 1, regulatory subunit 10
Exons: 19
Coding region: 385-2868 (827 amino acids)
Cellular component (GO): nucleus
Molecular function (GO): metal ion binding
Source: RefSeq, a predicted model, not a curated record
UAAAAAUCGUCACCAGGUAUAUAUACAGAGUCCCACCCUUUCUAGAUCAUUCCUGGAUUUGUCUAAGGUCUGGCUAACGUUAUCUCAGUGAAGAUCUGGCGUCGAGGAUUUUCAACAGUGUUUGAAGACCAAAACCAAAAAUUCUCAUUAUUUUUUCCUACUCAAGUAAUGGACAUUUGAUUACUACUUUUUGCCUCCAGACUGUUCCAGAAGGAAAACCUAGAGCUUAUCACAAUCCCGCCCAUUAAGCAAUUUUUCAACCAUAAUAUAAAGUCAUGACAGUUUACGCUCUGAAACUGUUAUAACUGAAAGAUUUGUUGCUGUAGCUAAAGCACAAUAUAAUAGCUACCCGAGACGCAGAGGAGAGGUAUAAAUAUCGCACCAAUGGCAGUGGGGCCUGUUGACCCAAGGGAGGUGCUGAAAGGUGUGGAGGCGCUCCUAGGAAAGGAUGGCGAACUGCGCAGCCUUGAGGGAGUCGCCAAAGUCUUCAGUCUCAUGAAGGCUUCUCAUAAGAUGGUCAGCAGAUGCAUGUAUCUGAACAUCCUGCUGCAGACAAAAUCUCAUGACAUUCUUAACAGAUUUAUCCGAGUGGGUGGCUACAAGCUGUUGAACUCAUGGCUCACCUACUCAAAGACCACCACCAACACACCACUACUGCAGCUUAUCCUCCUGACCCUCCAGAAGCUGCCCCUCACUGUGGACCAUCUCAAGCAGAACAACACCGCCAAGCUGGUGAAGCAAUUGAGCAAAGGCGGUGAGACAGAAGAGCUGAGGAAGCUGGCCUCAGUGCUGGUUGAAGGCUGGAUGAACAUCAUCCGUUCCCAGAGUGUGGCUGCUGGUGGCUCACCUGCAGAUAAGAAGAAAAAGAAAGAAGAGAGCAAACGACCUGAAGUGAAGAACAUUGAAAGCAAAAGUGAAGAAGAGAAGAAGAAAGAGAAGCCCAAGGCUCAUGCUCCCAGCCACGCCAAGAUCCGCUCCAUAGGUUUGGAGAUGGACACCCCCACUCCAUUGCCGCCCAAAAAGCCCCCCUCUGCCCCUGUGCUUGGUGACAAAUACAACAUCAAGCCAGCAGUGCUCAAGAGGCCCAGUGGCUCUCCGUCAGACGCCCCACCAGUGGAGAAGAAAUACAAGCCCCUCAACACUAACUCCACCAAGGAGUCCCGCAUCAAAAUCAUUCCUGCCCAGCCUAUGGAGUGCACAGGCUUUUUGGAUGCCCUCAACUCGGCCCCAGUUCCAGGCAUCAAGAUCAAGAAGAAGUCCAAGACCAAGGCCGUCUCCCCUACUUCUAACAAGCCGUGUCCGUUCGACCCUAAGCCCAGCAGCACGCAGGUCAAGCCGUCGUCCCCCGAGGCCCCCAUGUCUCACACCCCUGCUGAAGAGCCCCAGGAGCUGGAGCAACCUGGGACGCCCGUGCCAGCUGAGGACCCCGAGGCCAUGGACACCUCCAGUAAGUCCCCUCCUACAGAAGCCGACAAGCCCAAUGCUCUGGUGGAGAUUCGUGGAGAUGAUGAGAACCUGACGAAGAAAGGGAAGAAGAAGAAGAAUGUGACCUGGGCAGAGGAGGAGCAGCUCAAAGAGUACUUCUACUUUGACCUGGAUGAGACCGAGAGAGUAAAUGUGAACAAGAUCAAGGACUUUGGUGAGGCGGCCAAGCGUGAGCUGAUGAUGGACAGGCACACGUUCGAGAUGGCCCGCCGCCUGUCUCACGACACCAUGGAGGAGCGGGUGCCCUUUACGCCCCCACGGCCCAUCAGCCUGCCCUCCUCGCUGGUGAACUCCGGCGCCAACAGCACCGAGAGACUGACCCAGAGGGACCGCGAGAUGGGCAUCCUGCAGGAGAUCUUCCUCAGCAAGGAGAGUGUCCCGGACAGCCCCCAUGAGCCUGAUCCUGAGCCCUAUGAGCCAAUGCCCCCACGCCUCAUCCCCCUGGACGAGCAGGACUCCACCCCGAUGGAAGAGCCGUUCGUUGACCAGACGGAAAGUGCCGCUCCCUCCGGCUUGCCCAUGGGUGGCCUGCCUCUCGGUGGCCUGCCCCUCGGUGGCCUGCCUCUUGGUGGCCUGCCCAUCGGUGGCCCAGAGGGUUCCAAACUGCCCCCCGUCCUGGCCAACCUCAUCGGCAACCUGGGCGGAGCCAACAGUGGGCGCAGCCCCCAGAUGCAGGGCAACCCCGCGCCACCUGCCAACAACCCAGCCCUCAACGUCAACGUACAGGAGCUGCUGACGUCUAUUAUGGGUGCCCAGGGAAACCAGUCAGCAGAGGACCUGAUCAAGCAGCCGGACUUCUCCGACAAGAUCAAGCAGCUACUGGGCUCUCUGCAGCAGACUCAGAACCAAAACCAGAACCCCAACCAGAACAUGCCUAACAACAUGCCGCCAGUGGCUACCGGUCUUCUGGGCCACGGCCCCGGCAUGAACAUGAACAUGCCCAUGAAUAUGCCCAUGAACAUGCCCAUGAAUGGAGGCUACCCACCCAACAAGCCCCCCGGCGGCCCGCACUACAACCACCCCCCGCCCCCGCACGGCCAUGGGCCCCCCUUCAACGCCGGGGGCCCUGGCCCACGCAUGAUGGGGCCCCCUCCCGGACCCGGAGGUCGUGGCGGAGACAACGGCAACUACUGGGGCGACGACUCCAUGAGGGGCGGCCCACAUCGCGGAGGCCACUUCCACCGUGGCCGAGGGCGAGGAGGCGACCAGGGCUUCAGAGGCAGAGGCCGUGGAGGACCCAGAGGAGGCCACAACAACAUGGGUGACAUGUCCAAGAGGCCUGUAUGUCGACACUUCAUGAUGAAGGGCAACUGCCGAUACGAGAACAACUGCGCCUUCUACCACCCUGGGGUUAAUGGGCCACCUCUGCCCCCCCAGCAUUGACAGUCAAACACAUAACACCCCCUUACCCCUCUCCCCUUCUCUUCACCCCUGUGGGCACUGAAUCUCACUACACACACACACACACACACACACACACACACGUAGACUCAUUCAAACAGACAAUGGCCAUUUGAACACUCCCUCAGUGUUUCACUAGGGGGCAGCUUGACUCGAGUCAGAGCAACUGCAGUGACACACCGGCGACUACUCCUGUGUGAGUUCAGUCGCCGAUGCCAAGCUUGAAUGAUGACACACACACAAACACACACACAAAGAGAGACUCGCCCCAGCCCUGAAAUGGCCAGUACCUACGGUACCUGCUCAAGUGGCCUUAAGCAAAGAACACUACUACUUCUCUUUCCAUGCUUGGUCACAAGGCUUCUGGGAACAUAGUGGCAUGUUGCGACUCACAAAGACUGUCAAGGUGCUCAAGACAGAAAGACAAAGCAGUGAGCUGAUCAUCAAUAUGAGGACUUGCUUUUACUUCCAUACCUUUCUUUGCCCCCACCCCCAAAACCCUGACCCCAGUCAGUGGAGAUUGUGUCCCCAUGACCACUAUAGUGAAUGCAGACAGAGCUUGUUCUUCUGGACAAGGUCUCUGUCCGGUGUCUGUCCUACACUCAUUCCAUCUCUUCCCCCCCAAACCCAUGUUCCCUUCUGGUCCUGUAUGCCCUGUUGCACUUUUUCCAGUCCAAAUGAGAGAAGAACAUAUAGAUUUUACAGAGUUCUAUUUUUUACUAUUUAACAUUGACAGAUUGAAGUAUUAACCCCUCUACAGACUCCUUUUGUGAGCAUACUCUUUUUCGCUCGAGAAGGACCUUUAGACGAACUGUGGAUCUUCAGUCUUUUAAGCUACAAAACCAAGCAAAUCAGAGUUUCAUCUCACUGAAAAUAGAAAAUACAGUGUUUUGUGGCCUUUUUUGAUUUAGCGUCUAGAGAUGUAUGUAGGAAAAAGAAGAAGAAAUAAACAUGCUAACUGUUUUAAGACUGUUGGCAGGAGGAAAGAAAACACAGUAAGGAACAACACUGUUUGGGAUUGCCUUUAAACUUCAGUGACUACGCUUGAACCAUGUUGCCGUUUGCGCAGUCCAGACCUUGGUCCACCUUGAUUUACUGUUUCAUUCCCAAAGCUCUCAGCCAUCAAAUGAGCGCACAUCUGGCCACGUUGAAUUUUUUUUUUUUUUUUUUGCUUUCUUUUUUGUUUAUGUCCAUGUGAAAAUUCCCCAUGUUAGCAUCUCAUAAUCUGCUAAUUUUACUCAAGAGGCCUCCCAAAGGCCUUGUGUUUGCUGUCCCUCACAGCUACGCUGCUGCUCCCUUGGGUUAUUAAAAGUGUGCAGUAUUGAAGCGAGAGAGGGGGACCUAUAGGGUGUGAUGGAGGUGACCUAUUAACGCCUUAUAUUCAUUGACCCCAAAGAGCAGAUGAUGCAGUAUUACGGAUGGGGCAUAUGCACUGAUGAAAAAGAUGAUGAUAAUGAUGACCACUGAUUUGAAUUUGGUUCAUUGAAAGAUUUUUUUUUUUUUUGUCCAAGGGCACAAACAUUCAGCUACAUUUUUGUUUUAUUUGUCUUUUUUGCCUUUGUACACAAAUUCUAAAUACUGUAUUUGGAGGUUUGCCACUGGCUUUCAAAAUUGUAUAUUCUGCUGUUUUUUUCUUCUCUUCCACUUUGAGGACUGUUUGUUAGAGGCGAUUAAUUCAAAGUUGUGAACAUGAUUCAAAUGGAUAUGUGCUGUACCUUAUGUAUCUGUUCGUUGUGACAAUCAUGAGGUGGUUCAGCGCACAUCACCUAUUUUCUAUGAAUGUUAAUGGUGCCAGAUGAGCUCUUUUGAUCAUUUUUUUCACAAUGUGUGAGUGUGUGUCUUCUCACCGUCCCACGUUUAAACUCACAGAUUCAAUGAGGUGGUACGUUUGUUUGUGUGUGUGUGUGUGUGUGUGUGUGUAUAUUUGUGUUGGGAUGUGAAUGUCAGAACCUAAACAGGGGGUCAUGAACCACUCUCUGGGCCAAGCCUUUUCAAAUUGUUUUCUGUGAAAACAGUGGCUUUCAUGUCUCUUGUGGGACUGUAUUUUUUUUUUUUUUUUUCUUUGCAGUUCUGCCCCUGCUCUUUGGUUUGGUUACAUUUUGGUUACAAGUUGUUUUUAUUUUGAUACAUUAAUAAUAAAAUUGCUUCUUUUUAACCUCUGUGCAGAGAAGGGGUUUUUUGUUUGUGUAUAGAGGUGUGUGUAUCUGAAUAAGUGGAAGUCAUACACGCACAUGUAUAUUGCAUAUUAUUCACACAUUGUUAUAAGUAUUUUGUACAUGCGUUAAUAAAUGUGGAAAAAUGGUC